CCCGGCUCCGAAGCCGAGCGCUCGUGUCGCUGUCAAAACGGACCGAGACUGUGUUAUUACUUAUUUUUGUCAAACGAACGCCAUAUUGUUUUAUUGUCCCCGUUAUAAUUUCAAUAUAUUAAAAUAUUAAAUAACAACAAUUAAUUAUCACGUCAAUCAAUGUCUUUGUGACUAUAAAAAUGUGCCUAUUUUUUUUAUGGUGAUAUUAUUAUUACCGUAGAUAUGUACGCUAGAUUAAAUUAUACCAAUUAAAAAUGAUUUGAAAACCGGUUCCGGUGUCGUUAGAAUUUCGAAAUCGAAUAUCGAACAUAUUUUUUUUUAAAUCAACAAAUGUAUUAGUGUAUGUGCGCGUGUUUAGUGUUUCUAAAAAUAAAUUAUUGGGAAUAUACAACUCUUACAUAGGUACAUACGAGUGUUAAUUAUAGUGCAAAAGUCUACGCUGCAUACCUACCUAUAUAUAAAUAAUGUUGCAUUUCAUAUGCCAUUGUUCUCAGUAAUAAUGUUUGUAUUUCUGGGAGAAAUGUACAGUAUCAGUGUUUUUGUGAAGUUAAAGUGAUUACGUGUAUAUUAAAAACCUUUGUCUUUUGGAUUACCACUAAUUAUGGAGAAACCUACGUUUAAGUUGGUGGGUUCCCCAUGCGGCCAACACGGGCAGUACACCUUCUACAAGGCGUUGCGACUCUGCGGCGCCAAGGAGAGGAUCAUAGCCAUAGGCGACUUCAUCUUCGUCAGGAUCUGGCAGGACUCCGAGCUCGUCUCCAUUGGUGAACUCCAGCUGUUGUGGACCGACCGGGUCUCUGAGCAGACCCUCGUCAGCUUGAGGCUGUACUUCCUCCCGGAGAACACUCCCGACGGCCGCGGGGCCCACGGCGAGCACGAGGUCCUAGCGAUCAAUGACAAAGUGGUGGUGCGAGCUGAGGACCUGGUCAGCUGGAGCUGUAGCGGCGAGAGCUGGGAGUGGGGGCUGCGCGCCGUGUGGCGCGGCGCGUGCGCACCCCCCGCCGAGGCUAAGCAUUCCGCGUCGCUGCACCACACUAAUAUGGAUUUCAGCGACAUUGAGAAGGAGAAAAGUACCAUUGAAAUAGACGCAGACUCGCCUGGUGUGGUUGUAUUCUCAUACCCGCGGUAUUGCCGCUACCGCGCCUUGCUGUCCCGGCUGGAGGGCAUCCAGGCGGACUGGCUGAGGGACUCCCUGGUCGCCGCGCUGGGAGGGUACGCCGCGCCGACCAAAAACACUAGGAUCUUGUAUUGUAAGGACACGUUCGAGUACCCAGAACUAGAGGGUCACGAGUUCGUGUGCAACCACCUGGCGCCGCGGCUGAAGGGGCGGCCGCGCGGGCGCCGGCGCCGGCCGCCGCGCUCGCGCAGUCACAGCCGGGACUCGCCCGAGCGCUCCAGCGACAGCGACCUCGAGCGACCGCAGCCCAGGAUCCAAACGCCUCGCCGACUCUCGCUCCGCAACGGCGACAAGGCGAGCGAGGAAGAAGACGAACGGCGCGAGGACGGAGAAAGCGGAGAAGACGGGGAAUUCCUCGGCAAACUGCGGCAGUUUUAUAAGGACAGGGACCCGCAGUUCAGAAUCGGAGCCACGUUGAAGGACUUGUCGCUUCGCGCCAUAUAUACGGCGGUGCGCACAAACGGCGGCUACGAAGCGGUGUGCAGACUGAAGCUGUGGCGCACUCUGUUCCCCGACCAUCCCGCGCGCACGCGCAGGCAUUACGAGAGAUACCUCCUAUCCUUCGAGAUCUACGACCGCAAGCGCAAACUGAACGGGAAGGUGGAGCCGCGGCCCGUGGCCACCAUCGACGUGACGUCAUCGCCGCCCACCCAUCACAGGCUGCGGACACCCUCCCCGCCGCUUACCAUAGACAACGGGACUAAGGACGAAUUGACUGUGAUCUCUAAACCCGCGGAAGAGUAUAACAGAGAAUUCCUAGAAUCCCUGCCAAAGGACGAGAAAGCGGUGAAGAUUUCGGUGAAGCCCGUGGAGAAGCUGAUCGAGGCGGGCGUGAGGAAGCUGUUCCACGAGGAAGGGAAGGUCGAGGAAGAUAGCAAAAAGGAUGAGGUUUUGAACGAAGCGCAGAAGUCAAAUAUAGAGCAUGGGACACCGGAGCCGAGUUUGAAUCGUUUAGCGGCCUACGUCAAUGGACACGCGCCCAGCGAACAGCCCCCGCGGCCCGCCGGCCGCAGCUCGCUGCGUCACGUGCGCGUGAAGCCCGCGCGUCCGCCGCACAACGCGCCGGUGGCGCCCCCCCGCAGCCCGUCCCCCCCCGCGCCGGCGCCCCCCCCGAUCACCAACUUCGGUAUCCACCAUCCGCCGCAAGCCAGCGACGAUGACAUUGUUGAGGUGCCAUAUAAACCGAAGACACCUGAGAUAAUAGACUUAGACGAAUACCCGGAGAGUCCGCAGGGGAUGAAGAAGAAGAAACUGGACAUCCUCAAGGAGCGGGGGCUCGAGGUGACCGCCGUCCCCGGCGCGGCGUGGCCCGGCCCCGCGCCCCUCGCCCCGCCCCUCGCCCCGCUGCUGCCUUCCGGCCCCGUGCUGCUAAACCCCGCGAUGCAACACCAAAUAAUGACACAAGCUCAAUUAUUCCAAAUGUACAACAUCGUCCCCCCGAAUUUCGGGAACGGCCUCCAACCCCCUAAAGUGAUACAAGCCACGUCGAUCUUCGGCUCCGUGGGUCCCGAGAAGACAGUCUACGGGAACCCGAAGGACCCCUUCAUGCCCCCCCCUCACAUACUGCACGGCGCUCCGGUCAAACAGCAAAAAGUAGCUCCCACUUCUGACUCGCAACAGACGUGCACGCGCCAGGACAUACUGGACUUGACAUGCAACAAAAAAACCCCGUCUCCCACUCACGCGCCGGCCGUCGAAAUUGUUAGAAUACCAACUUCACCGUCCCCGUCCAAAGUGUCCAGCACAGUUCAAAAUCUAGCAAAAAAUUAUACUUUGAUAGACGGAAAAGCGGUUGUCGGUUCGAAUUUGGAAAUAACUUUAGUCAAUCCCAAAGCGCAGACGCCUAAAAACAAAAUACCGCAAAAGAGGUCGUCGAACGGAAAAUUUGUUUCGACGAAAUCUCCACUCAAAGACUACAAGCCUUACACGUGCCCUUCUCCAUCGGGGAUACAGAAGAAGCCGACGAUAAACGUACCAAAUUAUCAAGUGAGAGACGAAUUGUCGCCAACGAACUCGUCCAGUUCUAGGGACAGUCAACAAAGCGUUCAGAAUAAUAUGCUUAAUAUCUUCAAAAACCAGAAUAGUUUAGCGCAAAUCAUUGAAAUGCAGAAAAACGCUGUCCCAAGUAUUAAUCCGUUUAUGGAUCCGGUUUACAUGAGCGCUCUGUACAGCUCCUUGGGCCAGUUGGACCCGAGACAGUUGGCAGCGUACCGCGACCUGGCCGCUCUGAGGCAGCCGCCUGUCAACGUCACACCGACAACGAAACACUAAAAGCCAAAAUUUACAUUGCGAAACUAGUUGCGCGAAAGUGAUUACGUGACAUUUUUCAGGUUUCGUGAUUUACAAUGUGAAAUCGCGGCACGGUUUCGUGACGCGGUUAUUGGAUGAAACUAAUGGCGUGCAAUUAAAAGCGUCGUGUUAAUGCGACGAAUAACGUGUUACCGAACGUGAUUUGUUGUAUUAGUUUCGCACGUUCUGAAAGUAGUGUCAUGAUAUUAUGUCAUCGUCAUCAAUGAAACUUGUUUCGUAAUCUAAAUGAGGCUUAAUCUAGUCUAAGCUUUGUGAUACAAGGAUUAUUGGGCUGGGAACUUUCAUAAAUAUAUCCAAUUUUUUUCAGUGUGUAUUUUUUCGAUUAUUAUUGAUUUUUUAAUCAAAUUACAAGAAUUUAUUAAUUAUUUUUAAUCCCCUGAAUUUAGAACAAUGUGACAUACGAGAAAAUAUAAAAACUUAAAACUUUUUUUGAAUAAGUAUAUUUUGUUCAUCACAAUGUGAAAUAGUUAAAAGACUACACAUUUUCACUAAGCAAUGAUUGACUUUUUAUAAAUAAAUCUAUCUAAAACCUUUGCUGUUAAGACAUUUUUUUUUCAUAUUUAUAUUACUAUGAUUCUGUAAAACAUUUCCCAAAAAAAAGCUUUAUUGAAGAAGUUUGAUUGCCACAAAGAAGAAAAGAAAAAAACACAUUUCCAAUUACUUGGGCGUCAAGACAUUAUAAAAAUCCUUAUUUUUUUUAACUGUCAGUUUUUUAAAGACACAUUAAAAUCAAAAUUAUAAUUUAUGCCAUGUGUAAAACUAUAUCGCUCGUGAAGUGAUUUUUAAUUGAAAAUUGUCAUUAUUGUACUUGCCAAAUAUCAGAUUUAGAUUAAGCCCAGCACCUAUUUUAAAUUUAAAAAUAAUAAAGAAAUAAGUAUUUUAAAGUGGUCAUGGAAAAAUCUUGUAGUUUUGCAUAUACUUAAUUCGCAAAUAUCCAAUUAAACAUUUCUAAGAAUAAUUUACGAAUUUUAUUAAUUUAACUUUAAUAUCUGUAAAUCGCGUUCCAAAAAAGUAGAAAAAAAAAAGUUUCUAUAAAAUGGCCAUUUUGAAAUGUGAAAAAAAUCACAGAUACAAGAACAUUGUAAUGUUCAUAAAUCUGUGUUAAAAAUUGUAUUUUCCGGAAUCCAGCCCAAUAAGAUCGCCAAUGACUUGAUCUCCGGUUUUAGGCAAAAUUGGGAACAAUUCCUCUCUUUGUAUAUAUCUAGUUGUAAUUUUUCCGUUUAGCAUUAAUGCAAAUUGUAGCACAGUAUUUGGCGAGAAGCAUUACACAACCAAUCGGCAAGUCGGUUUAUUUAAGAACUGUCAAUAAAAAAUCUGUUUCAAAAAAAUGUUAGUACAUUUUUUGCCAUUGCAAAAUACCAAAUUAUGAAGAUAUUUUGUGAAAAAAAUAAAUUUUUGUGAUAAAAAAACAUGGCGCUGUCUCCUGUUGGCUGGAACACUAGGUGUUUAUUUCAACCAAUCUGGACCAAAUUAUUAAUCGUAUUGCAAUGGCAAAAAUGUCGUUAAUUGAAAUCAGUUUUCUUCACUUUUUGACAGACUGAAGUAUGACUAUAUUAUUACGACGUGGUUUGGAAAAUGGACCUAAUUAUUUAGUAUAAUAUCUUGUAAAAGAGAGUAACAUGUUAUAUAAUAUUGUUUUUUAUUUUUCACCACUUAUCAAAAUGUUUUAUAUAGGGUUAUUUUGUUUUUCGACGUUUGACCAAAUUUAGCUUCCGACGUCAAGCUAAAAUUAACUUUUAAGUAUUUGACCGAGAGUUCAUUGUAGAACACAGUAACAAGACAGCUGAUUUAAUGCGACACCGCUCCCACCCGGCAAAAUUAUGUUCAUUGCAAUGUGAGCUUUAUAUCGUCCGCUGUAGACAUACUUUACAAUGACAACGAAUUAGCGGACUGUUGUUUAUGUGAACUAAUACUGUGGAGUAUGUUUUAAAGUUAUUUUUUCAGUGAUCUAUAUUUUGACUGAGACAGUAGGUUAAACAGAGGAUGAGUAAUGCUUUUCGCGCGGUACUUAGGUACGUAUUAUUGUUCUAGAAAGUUUUAUAACUCGCAUUUGUAAAUAAUUCUGUAUAAGUCCUUAGUGUAAGAUAUUGUCGUACAAAUAAAUGAUAAAAUAUA
This is a messenger RNA of Plodia interpunctella (Indianmeal moth), 5602 nucleotides long. RefSeq names its product AT-rich interactive domain-containing protein 5B-like. The record is from RefSeq and is a predicted model, not a curated record. Gene Ontology annotation, molecular function: DNA binding. Lineage: Eukaryota; Metazoa; Arthropoda; Insecta; Lepidoptera; Pyralidae. The transcript has 14 exons. Bases 602 to 3448 code for a protein of 948 amino acids.